UUAAAAAAUGUGAAAUGUCAAAGAUUUUGAUUCGCAGCUGAUUUUACCAAUGUUUAUUUUUUGAAAAAUGGAUGAAAAAUACAUAAAAGCUGUACUAGAAGGUUUAAAAUCGACUUCAUCUGCCAGAGUACAAGAAACUUUACUAAGAAUCAGAAGUAAAAUAAUUACAAAUGAUGCCGGUAUUAAACGUUUUCGUGAAUGCGGUGGUUUGGAAUACUUGGUACCACAUCUGCGUAAGCCAAAUGAGAAAAUUCUGGACAUUACUCUUAGCAUACUCGGUAACUGUUGUUUAGAGGAAGAAAGUAGUUUGGUGGUUGGAAAACUCCAUACUUUUGGACCUUUAAUAUCCAUUCUAAAUACAGUGUGUAGAGACAGCAUAGUAGGACGAGCGUGUCGCGUCAUCGGCAACUUGGCACAAAGAACUCAGAAUGCAGAAGCCUUGCACAACCAAGGAGUGGUCACUGCGCUCAUCACACUCAUUGAGAACAGAGAUAAGAAUACUUCUUAUGCUACAUUGACCAUGGCAGUAAGAGCUAUUAGACAAUUAUGGAUGAUACCUGAGAAACGAGAAGAAAUGCUCAACUUAAAUGCAGUGCGCUGUGUAGCAGUUUUGCUCACAAUAGAAUGUGAAUCAGCUGGUCUAAUAAAAUCAACAAAUCCUGUUAAAGAUAUUGAUGUCAUGAAAAAGAGCCAAGAAGAAUUAAUUUCUGGCAUCCUGAAAUGCAUUGGAUGCUUUACUACCCAUUCUACUGUGAUUUGCGCAGAACAGAUUCAAGGAGAUGGAAGAGGAUAUCAAUGUCUUGUGUCCUUGACAAAAUUAUUUGAAACAUUGGCUCUCAAAUGCCUGAUGAACCUUUGUUAUAUAACUGCUUGUAGACCACUAUUAGGAACAGCUGGAUUGAUUGAAUGCCUUGUUAGUAUUCUACAAAAGAUUUCAGAUGUGUCAUGGUGGCCAGAGGGCGCAGCUCGCGCUCUGUCGAAGCUGAGUGGAGAAUCCGUAAACAGAUCGCGGUUAAGACAUUGUGGCGGCUUGCCGCUGCUGAUUAUUGCAGCUCGGAGUAACCCUUGCUGUCUACACGCGCUCCUUCAAUACGUGUUCGAUGAUACAUCCUUCCAAAUUUUGCUUAAUGAGGGACUCAUUAGUUUACUAACGGAUGAAUUAACAAACUAUCUUUCGAGCAUGGAAUAUGAGCAUAAUUACACAGAACAAUCUGACACACUAAGUGAAACCAAUGAAAAAUUAAAAACAAGCCCUAAAACUGUUCUCAAGCGUGAUCAGUCGAAAGCUAAACUUUGUAAUGUUGAUGCAAAAGGUAGUUUAUUCUCUCGGCGAAAAGGACCAUUGUUGAGUAAUAACGAGGAUGAAUUGAAGGUAGUUAUUGAAAGAGACAACAUGAUCGUUGGAUUCAUCGACGCUAUUGAUAGCGACGCCACCGAAGACAGUCAGAGUGACGAUGACAACGCGCAGUUACGACGAAAGUGCCUUAAACGGGGUCGUUCUAGAAGUCCGAAAUGUCAGAAAAAGAAAUCACACCAGCUUAUUAAGAUGGUAAGCAAAGAUUGGUCUGCCGGAGUUUAUUGGGAACCAAAAAGUCCCGAAUGGCCUUCGACGUCCCAAUCACCGGGAUUUCGAUCAGCCAUAAGCCCCGACCGUGCUGACCUUGGGCCUUUGUCUCCGUACUCGGAUGGUAAUCAAUCUGGCUUCAGCCCUGAGUACAAUCGAUCACUAUCUUCUAAAAGAGCCAGAUGGGACUGGAAUCCUGAAUCCGAUGCCGAUGGAAGCUCCACAUCACCGCAUUGGACGGACUACCAAUGGAGUCCUAGUAGUUCUGCUAGUCCAAUUUCUCCGCUUAGUAUAAAUGAAGAUAGCUCGGAUUCGGAGAUUUCUGGACGCUAUUCGCCAGUAUGCAGUGAGAACGAGGGUGAAGCCGUGGACUUAGCAACGAAUAGCAACACAGUAGCAGAAUUAGAUACAGCGCAAGUCGUACACGACUUGGAUGAACUUAUUAUGGAAGACGAUGAGGGCGGGGAAGAAGAAGCACCUUUAGAAGAAGAAACAAAUAAAGCGGAAUGUAGUACGAAAUCAUCACGUAUAGCAUGCGUGCUCGUAUUACUUUUUCGUGUUUCGCACGGCGCUUGCAGUUCCUACGGAGCUUUGCGCGAAGAGCCAGUACCCAAUCAUACAUUAGAAUUGCUUACUGGAACAGAAUGUUUAAACGGGUUACUUGAUUAUGUGGAGAGAUGUAAACGGCCCUUGGGACGGGCAGCGCGAAUUCUAGCCAGGGUUUUAAGCAACGCUUUUUGUUUAAAGAGUAUUCUAAGGCACAGAUUAGCUCUAAGGUUACAUAAAAUGUCUGUUAGCUCCAAACACCCGCCCACAAAAUGUCAGCAGUGUAAGCAGAUAAUACGACUGAGUACAAAAUUACUCACGCAGUUAACAAUACUAGCUGAAUCCAGUUACGGAAUUGGUGAAAUUACCUAUCAACUGCUGAAGGGAAGUUCUUCUAUGAAACAAACUUUAUCAUUGACAUUGCCAUAUAUAGUGAGAACUGAGAAACCACUGAAGAAGUAUUUUGUAGACUGCAGUGCUUUAAAUUUACUAUUUACAAUUAUAGCAGAAUCUAGAGAAGACAUAAAAGAUUGUGUAACUGCUAUAGUAAAACUAGCAAUCAAUGUGCACAUUAAAGAUCCGAAGACUUUAGAAAAUAGAUUUAAAGACCAAGUUUGCGUCAGCUACGACCCAAUUCUGGACAACUUGUGUAAUGAUGACAUCGUCACUUUUGAGCUAGAUGAUUUAUCAACAGUUAAAGCGAACAGAGUGUUUCUCUGUCAAAAUUCAGAUGUUUUCAGUGCCAUGCUAAUGGGAUGCUUCAGGGAAUCGAUAGAAAAAUGUGUACGGUUAAAAAAUGUGUCGAAACCUGCUCUAGAGUACCUAUUUACUUUGUUACACUGUGGUCUCAAUAAUCCAAAAAAUGAUAUACAAAUAUUUCCAAUGGCUGAACAAUUAGAGACCAAUUUAGAAGUACUUUUACUUGCUGAUAGAUUCUUACUUGAAAGAUUAAAAGGAUUGCUAAGUAGUGCUAUUCUGCAAUUUCAAAUGACACCAGAAACUGCGGAUAAAAUUUAUGUGUGGUCAUUGAGUGAAGGUAUGGGUUUUCUGUGUGUGGAGUCAGCAGCUUAUUUGCUGGCCGGUAAGAUGUGCGAAUCGGAACGUACUCGAUCGUUUAAAGCCAUACUUAAUUUAAAAUAUAAGGAACAAUGGUUAGAUGAUAUUAGAUCAAUGAUCUUAAGACAGUUAGUGAAAUGAUAGCAAACUGCCAUGUUAUGUUAUAAAUAUUGUACAUUUUAUAUUCCAAUUAGACCAGGCGCCUUACUCAAGAUACUUUUCUACAAUCGUUAACGCUAAUAGAUGGAUGGGAAUGACAUGUUCUAGCGAUAGAGUAAUGGUUUCGUUAAACAGCGGAAUGGCGACGAGACGCUGCAUACGCUGCAGACGUUUUGUAAUUAAACAAAAAAUGUAACCGCCGUCGAAACCACUAAGGACCUAAAAAUAAGUUAAUAUUAACUAUACAAUGUGCUUUCAAAAUUCGCAAUUUCGUUUACUUUGAUGCUGACUUAUUUUAGUCAAAAACCAAACUACUUAACAGAUUUUGAAAAGUAUCUAUAGGACCAAUAUGGAAGUAAGUAUAUUUUUCUAUAAUAAAAAUUCUGAGGCACUUAACGAACAAUAAAAAAAACAAGUUGAAUUGAGAACUUCCUCUUUUUGAAUUCGGCUAAAAAUUUAAUAAGUACGCGAAUAAGUGUUACAUAGAGCCGUCAUGUUAGGCGCUCGACUUCUAUAGAAUGGAGCGUCAGCUGAGCUUCGCCAUCGCUGUUUGACGAAAUUAGUCUAUCACUAGGAUAUGUUAUUCCUAAACAUCCAUUAGCGUUAACGAUUAUAGUAAAGUAUCUUGUGUAAAGCAACUGCAGAGAUGAAUUUCGGCGAGCGUUUGUCAAUAAAUAAUUAAAUAUUAUGCUACUAAUAGUAAUGUAAUGAAUAUUGAAUUUUAUUUUCGUAUUAUACCUACGUAACUGUUAUUCGCCAAUGUCAAUUCGAAUAUUGGAUUUUUAUUUCGCCUCAAAUAAUGUUGUGGAUAUAUGGUCGCUAUCUGAAACCUACAAUAUUUUGAACAUGCAUUUAACCGUCUGUGUUUAAAUCGAGAGUUACCAACAGCCUAAUAUUGAACAAGAUAUAUAGAAUGAUUGCUUAUUUGAGUUAGUUUAUUGUAGAUUGUUUUAUUUUGUUUGUUCAGUUUUUAUAGAUACUAUAUUGUAAUGUGGAAAAUAUAUAAUAAACGCGAAAAUAGAUGCCAAUAUUCAUUUGUGCAUACAAAUAUCGGCAGUAAUAAGUAUAUGCGUUACAUCACUAUUGGGUAUACUCACUUAAACACCGAUUUUAUUAACAUAAAUACUAAACUAAAUUUCUAAUUUUAAAAAAUUGAAUUCUUUAACUAUCAGUGCUGUUAUUUUAUUUUAUUUCAAUAUGUCAUUAAUAACAUUAUUUCUGGUCAAUGGUCUGUACUACGUGAAGUAAGAAGAUAAAUUGGAAUCAUACAUAUUUUAUUCUCAAUUAAAUGCAUUUCUUUUUACUGUCACCAUUUAGUAAUAGUAGCUUGUUUAUUUUUAAAUACUUCGCUUAAAUACAUUCCUUUGUUUUUCUAUAUUAUUGUACAAGUUAUUGUAGCAAUUAGCAAAGGAAUUAAUUUCAGCAUUAUGAAGUUGUGUAUAUUGAAACUUGUUUAUAUUGUAUAGUAAAUGUAUUGAAAAUUAUAUUUUUACAUAUUAUGCAUUAUGAGAAAUGUAUUUCUAGGUACUUAAUAAAACACCUGCUUAAAAA
Manduca sexta (tobacco hornworm) is the source of this 4876-nucleotide messenger RNA. RefSeq names its product armadillo repeat-containing protein 5 (gene Rnb). The record is from RefSeq and is a predicted model, not a curated record. Gene Ontology annotation, cellular component: cytosol. The coding region runs from base 68 to 3307 and encodes 1079 amino acids. NCBI's taxonomy places the organism in Eukaryota, Metazoa, Arthropoda, Insecta, Lepidoptera, Sphingidae. Gene Ontology annotation, biological process: anatomical structure morphogenesis. Gene Ontology annotation, molecular function: protein binding. The transcript is spliced from 12 exons.